AUGUCGGCAAAGCAGCAGCUUGCUAAAGAAAGUGUUGGCAAGGGGAAGAAAGAGCCAAUCACUGUGGACGUGAAGAAGGAAAUCAUAGCAAAGCACGAGCGUGGUGUUCGUGUGGCUGAUCUUGCCAGGGAGUAUGGCAGGUCUUCCUCAACAAUUAGCACCAUUUUGAAGAGGAAGGAACAAUUUAAGACGCUUGACGUGGCCAAAGGAGUUACCAAGGUUACCAAGAAACGUCCAAAACUCCUAGAUGAUGUUGAAAGGCUACUGCUGGUGUGGAUGAAUGAACGUCAAUUACAUGGCGAUAGUGUCUCUGAAGCUAUCGUUUGUGCUAAGGCAAGGGUGCUGUAUGUGGACCUUGUCAGGAAGAUACCAGGUGCGUCGUCUGAAGAUGAGGAGUUAUUUAAGGCAAGCCGUGGAUGGUUCGAGAACUUUAGGAAGAGGAGCGGUAUACACAAUGUUGUGCGACAUGGGAAGGCUGCCAGCUCUGAUAAAGCUGCUGCCGAGACUUUUGUGCCACAGUUCCAGGAAUUUGUUGAUCGGGAGCAGUUCCUGCCCCAACAGGUUUUCAAUUGUGAUGAGACUGGGCUGUUUUGGAAAAAAUUGACGAAGAGGACCUACAUCACGCAAGAGGAACAAUCGUUGCCUGGCCACAAACCGAUGAAGGAUCGGCUCACCCUCGUGCUCUGUGCCAAUGCAAGUGACGAUUGCAAGGUAAAGCCGCUGCUCGUCUACCACUCAGAAAAUCCACGAGUGUUCAAGGCGUGUAAGGUGCACAAGACACGGCUGAAUGUGAUGUGGAGGUCCAACAAGAAGUCCUGGGUCACGCGGAUCUUCUUCAGUGAAUGGGUAAAUGACGUUUUCGGCCCCACAGUGAGGAAUUAUCUCGUCGAGAAGCAGUUACCACUCAAGGCCUUGCUUGUGCUCGAUAAUGCACCUGCGCAUCCUCCACAAAUGCAAGAUGAUCUGUUCCCGGAGAAUCAGUUCAUCACCAUCAAGUUUCUUCCUCCAAACACCACUCCACUCCUCCAACCCAUGGACCAGCAAGUCAUUGCUAACUUUAAGAAGCUGUACAUGAAGGCUUUGUUGGAGAGGUGUGUUCAUGUGAUAGACACCACAGAGCUGACCCUCAAACAAUUCUGGAAGGACCACUUCAAUAUCAUGGGGGCCUUGCGUUUGAUUGAUAAGGCCUGGGAAGGAGUGUCACUGAGGACCCUACACUCUGCAUGGCGAAACCUGUGGCCGGAGGGUGUCCCUGAGCGAGACUUCGAAGGUUUCGGUCCUGCACCUGCAGCCGCACCUGUGGAUGACCCGGACGCGCUUUUAGUGGAUGAUAUUGUUGCUCUGGGGCAAACAUUGGGUCUAGAGGUGGAUGCCGCUGAUGUGCAGGAAUUAGUGGAGGAGCACAGUGAUGAACUGACCACUGAGGAACUCCUGGAACUGCAGAAAGAGCUGGUGCAACAGGAGGUAAAGGAGCUCUCAUCGGGGGAGGAGGAGGUAUGGGAGGAUGCUGUCCCGUCCAGUGAGAUCAGGGACGUGUUGGGAAUGUUCGAAAAGGUGACCGCAUUCGCGGAAAAACAUCACCCUGAUAAGGCAGUGACAACACGUUGCGUGAACAUGUUUAAUGACAAUGUGCUGUCUCGGUUUAGGGACAUCCUAAAACGUAGACAACACCAAGUGGCACUCGAUACGAGGUGUCAGGGUAUAUCUGGCUUUAUCCAAGAGGUGCCAGCGUAUAUCCGGCUUUAUCCAAGAGAUUCCAGCGUAUAUCCGGCUUUAUCCAAGAGGUUCCAGCGUAUAUCCGGCUUUAUCCAAGAGAUUCCAGCGUAUAUCCGCCUUUAUCCAAGAGAUUCCAGCGUAUAUCCGGCUUUAUCCAAGAGAUUCCAGCGUAUAUCCGGCUUUAUCCAAGAGAUUCCAGCGUAUAUCCGCCUUUAUCCAAGAGAUUCCAGCGUAUAUCCGGCUUUAUCCAAGAGAUUCCAGCGUAUAUCCGGCUUUAUCCAAGAGAUUCCAGCGUAUAUCCGGCUUUAUAUAGAAGAUUCCAGCGUAUAUCCGGCUUUAUCCAAGAGGUGCCAUUGUAUAUCCGGUCGCAUCUAG
Messenger RNA from Procambarus clarkii (red swamp crayfish), 2091 nucleotides. Lineage: Eukaryota; Metazoa; Arthropoda; Malacostraca; Decapoda; Cambaridae. The record is from RefSeq and is a predicted model, not a curated record.